Messenger RNA from Charadrius vociferus (killdeer), 3438 nucleotides. RefSeq names its product DENN/MADD domain containing 1A (gene DENND1A). Lineage: Eukaryota; Metazoa; Chordata; Aves; Charadriiformes; Charadriidae. The annotation marks the transcript as partial. The transcript has 24 exons. The record is from RefSeq and is a predicted model, not a curated record. Gene Ontology annotation, biological process: endocytic recycling; endocytosis. Gene Ontology annotation, molecular function: phosphatidylinositol phosphate binding; guanyl-nucleotide exchange factor activity. Gene Ontology annotation, cellular component: cytosol; clathrin-coated vesicle.
UUCAGACAAAAUCCUGAAACUACCUUUGAAGUGUAUGCAGAAGUAACCUAUUCAGGAAUCAGCUGCAUUGGGAAAGAUCCUGAGGUGCGGAGGCAAUUCCCAGAGGACUACAGUGACCAGGAAGUUCUACAGACUUUGACCAAGUUUUGUUUCCCCUUCUAUGUGGACAGCCAUGCAGUCAACCAAGUCGGGCAGAACUUUACGUUUGUGCUUACAGACAUUGACAGCAAACAGAGGUUUGGAUUCUGUCGCUUAUCUUCUGGGGCCAAGAGCUGCUUCUGUAUCUUAAGUUACCUCCCAUGGUUUGAAGUCUUUUAUAAGCUGCUCAAUGUCUUGGCAGAUUAUUCGGCAAAAGGACAGGAUAGUCAAAGGAGUGAGCUCCUGGAAACACUACAUAAACUUACCAUCCCUGAGCCAGGAACCUCUGUUCAUCUUGGAAUGCACUCUUACUUUACCGUGCCUGACAUCAGAGAGCUCCCUAGUAUACCCGAAAAUAGAAAUCUGACCGAGUAUUUUGUAGCAGUUGAUGUCAACAACAUGCUGCACCUCUAUGCCAGUAUGCUGUAUGAACGCCGCAUCCUCAUUUGUUGUAGUAAGCUGAGCACUUUAACUGCCUGCAUUCAUGGGUCUGCAGCUAUGCUCUACCCGAUGUUCUGGCAGCAUGUUUACAUUCCUGUUCUGCCCCCACAUCUAUUGGACUACUGUUGUGCCCCGAUGCCCUACCUCAUUGGAAUACAUUUAAGUUUGAUGGAGAAAGUAAGAAACAUGGCCCUGGAAGAUGUAGUGAUUCUUAAUGUAGACACCAACACACUGGAAACCCCUUUUGAUGACCUUCAGAGCCUUCCUAAUGAUGUGGUUUCUGCACUGAAGAACAGAUUGAAGAAAGUCUCUACAACCACUGGAGAUGGUGUUGCAAGAGCGUUUCUAAAAGCACAAGCAUCUUUCUUUGGGAGCUACAGAAACGCCCUGAAAAUUGAACCUACAAUCUUUGUUAAGGAACAAACAUCCUCCCACCUGUGCAUAACGGUAAGCUCACGGUGCGGGGCGAGGAGAGCAGUGGCGUGCGGGGAUGAGCCCCCAGGACGUACUGGGUUGCGGGUGGGCUGCCGGGACCGCCAGCCUGGGCGUCUGCUGCUCUCGCCCUGCCUGGGGAGAAAAAAAAAGGACAGUAGCAUGUUGCCAGUAGAGGGUCUGUUCUGCCUGAUCAACUCAAAAAUUCAUGUUGAAGGUGAACCCAUCACUUUUUGUGAAGAAACAUUUGUGUCCCAUCGUUCUGCUGUCAUGAGGCAGUUUCUUCAGAAUGCCAUUCAGCUCCAGCUCUUCAAGCAGUUCAUUGAUGGCCGUCUGGAUCUUCUUAACUCUGGAGAGGGCUUCAGUGAUGUGUUUGAAGAAGAGAUAAAUAUGGGAGAAUAUGCGGGUAGCGACAAAUUGUACCACCAGUGGCUCUCCACAGUCAGGAAAGGAAGUGGGGCCAUUUUAAAUACAGUAAAGACCAAGGCUAACCCUGCCAUGAAGACUGUCUAUAAGUUUGCAAAAGAUCAUGCAAAAAUGGGAAUAAAAGAAGUGAAAAACCGCUUGAAGCAAAAGGACAUUGCUGAGAAUGGGUGUUCUGCAGCACCAGAGGAGUCCCUCCCAAGGCCAGCGCCUUCGCCCUUGGUUGAGAAGAAGGACCCUAAAUUAAGAGAAGAGAGAAGGCCAAUCACAGUACAUUUUGGUCAGCAGCAAAGACUCCGUCCGCCUCGGCCACCGCCUCCAAAGAUACAGCGUUCAUCUAGGCCCGUUCGCCCGCCAAGACCUCAUGUUGUUAAGAGACCCAAGAGCAAUAUUGCUGUGGAAGGACGAAGGACUUCAGUUUCUAGUCCAGAACAGCCGCAGCCGUACCGAGCCCUGAAAGAAUCUGACAGUGCUGAUGGGGAAGAGGCCAUCAGUCCAGAAAAAUCCAAAGAGCCUCUGCCUCCAGGCCCUCUCCUCUCCAGCAAGGCCACAGAAGUCAACCUCCUUGAGGACAUUUUCCCUAACUUAGAAGUGGAAACGCAGCCUCAGCUUCUCAGCCAAGCUAAAAGCCUGGAAGACCUGCGGACUCCCAAAGAAGAGGGAGAUCAGCGGUGCACAUUUGAUUACCAGCGAAUGGAUCUUGGUGUGUCUGAGAGGAACAGGAUUGUGCCAACCAUGAAGCUGUCUCACCCUUACAACAAGCUUUGGAGCAUGGGUCAUGAUGAUAUGGCUAUUCCUACCAAGUAUUCCCAAAGCUCGCCAGAAAGGCCCUUGAGUGCACUUGGUAACAUGCCGCCAAUCACCAGGAGGCCCCGGAGCAGAGACAGCAUUCUGGGUCCUGCAGAAAAGGAUGAAUCAAAUCCUGUCAUUCAAGGGAACAUCACCAUUCCUAGGCCACAGGGAAGAAAGACUCCUGAACUGGGGAUAGUGCCGCCACCACCAGCACCCAGGGCUUCCAAGCAUCAGACUCCAGCUGGGGCAACGGAAAUUCUCACCACCCACGCUACAGGACGUAGCCAUGUGGUUUCAGAUCUUAUCCCAGAGCCCUUUGGAGUUGGUAGCGUGUCCUUAGACCCUGAAAUCCAGCAGUCUGUAAAUUACUCUUCUCAUCCAUCUCAGCUGUUGUCCAGUGCUACCAGCGCUGCUGAGAUGCUCCAACCUGUCAAGGUGAAGACAGAUAAUACAGGUAAUGAAAGUGACUACCUUCUAAAUCUCCUGGAUCCAUUAAAAACAGCCAGCUGGCAAAGCAGUGGCGCACAGCAAGGGCCCCGUGGCCUGCAAAGCUCCGCCACUCCACCUUCUGCAGCUAGCUUCGUCUCGGUGGCAAGUGACUUUGUGCCUCCUCCAGCUGCACCCUUUGUCCAGCCACUUGGUUACCCUUCCCCAGCACCACCACCUUUUUUACAGCCGUCUCCUAAUCCAUUUACACAAACAUUGCCAGGAGCCCUUUCAGUGUCUCUAGUUAGACCCCCAAGGGGCUCUUUCACCCCCUCUUUAGGUCACGCUUACAGCUCUAGCUUCAUAACACCUAAUUCUAGCUUCUACCCACCACAAAGACCUCAACCGCACAUUUCAACACUAUCCAUGCCAAACUUGUUUAGCCAGGCUCCGCCAGCGAGCUCCUUACUGCUGCAGAGCCACAGCCCUUCGCCAACAGGCUCUCUACAGCCACCGUGUUUAAGUGGUCCUUCUAAAACCAGAACGUUACAGGUGAGCCAGUCCAGCUCAAAGGUAGAUCCCAAACAAGCAGUAGCUCUCCUGUCUAAUGAACCCGCUUUGAUCCCUUCCAGGCCAGCUAAGGGCUUAGAGUCAGUGUUACUGUCCUCAAAAUCUGAGGAGACAAAAGAUCCAUUUGAAGAUUUGUUAAAAAAGACAAAGCAAGACGUGUCAUCCACACCAGGUAAGGUUGAACAGCUCAGAAAGCGGUGGGAAACCUUUGAGUAA